Messenger RNA from Sciurus carolinensis (gray squirrel), 4546 nucleotides. RefSeq names its product sorting nexin 18 (gene Snx18). Gene Ontology annotation, cellular component: cytoplasmic vesicle; plasma membrane. The coding region runs from base 217 to 2091 and encodes 624 amino acids. NCBI's taxonomy places the organism in Eukaryota, Metazoa, Chordata, Mammalia, Rodentia, Sciuridae. The record is from RefSeq and is a predicted model, not a curated record. Gene Ontology annotation, molecular function: phosphatidylinositol binding; protein binding. Gene Ontology annotation, biological process: cleavage furrow formation; mitotic cell cycle; plasma membrane tubulation. The transcript has 2 exons.
GCGGGCCCCGCCCCCGGCCGGCGGCGGCCCUGCGCGGCAGUCGGGGCUGCGAGCGGAGCGGCGCGGAGGGCGCGACCGGCGGGCUGGGGAGGCGGGCUGCGCGCUGCCUUCAGGGCUCUAGAACGUGCGCCAGGGCGCGGGUAGCACCGCAAGCCUCUUGGGCGGGGCCGGGGCUCGGGAGCCGGUAUCCGGACCUCCCACCAGGGCGCCAGGACCAUGGCGCUGCGCGCCCGGGCGCUGUACGACUUCAGGUCGGAGAACCCGGGCGAGAUCUCGCUGCGGGAGCACGAGGUGCUGAGCCUGUGCAGCGAGCAGGACAUCGAGGGCUGGCUCGAGGGGGUCAACAGCCGCGGCGACCGCGGCCUCUUCCCGGCCUCGUACGUGCAGGUGAUCCGAGCCCCGGAGCCCGGCCCGGCGGGCGACGGCGGCCCGGGCGCCCCGGCUCGCUACGCUAACGUGCCGCCCGGCGGUUUCGAGCCCCUGCCCGCCGCACCGCCCGCCUCCUUUAAGCCGCCGCCCGACGCCUUCCAGCCGCUGUUGCAGCCGCAGCAGGCGCCGCUGCCGAGCACCUUCCAGCCGCCCGGCGCGGGCUUUCCGUAUGGCGGGGGCGCCCUGCAGCCGUCGCCUCAGCAGCUCUACGGCGGCUACCAGGCCAGCCAGGGCAGCGACGAUGACUGGGACGACGAGUGGGACGACAGCUCCACGGUGGCCGACGAGCCUGGCGCGCUGGGCAGCGGCGCCUACCCGGACCUUGACGGCUCGUCGUCGGCGGGCGGCGGCGCGGUUGGCCGCUACCGCUUGUCCACGCGCUCCGACUUGUCGCUGGGCUCCCGCGGUGGAUCCGCACCUCCGCAGCAUCAUCCGUCGGGGGCCAAGAGCUCGGCCACGGUGAGCCGCAACCUCAACCGCUUCUCCACUUUUGUCAAAUCAGGUGGGGAGGCCUUCGUGUUGGGCGAGGCGUCAGGCUUCGUGAAGGAUGGGGACAAGCUAUGCGUGGUGCUAGGGCCCUACGGCCCCGAGUGGCAGGAGAACCCCUACCCCUUCCAGUGCACCAUCGACGACCCCACCAAGCAGACUAAGUUCAAAGGUAUGAAGAGUUAUAUCUCCUACAAGCUGGUGCCCACGCACACGCAGGUGCCAGUGCACAGGCGCUACAAGCACUUCGACUGGCUGUAUGCGCGCCUGGCUGAGAAGUUCCCUGUCAUCUCUGUGCCCCACCUGCCCGAGAAGCAGGCCACUGGCCGCUUCGAAGAGGACUUCAUCUCCAAGCGCAGGAAAGGCCUGAUUUGGUGGAUGAACCACAUGGCCAGCCACCCAGUGCUGGCACAGUGUGACGUCUUCCAGCACUUCUUGACCUGCCCCAGUAGCACAGAUGAGAAGGCCUGGAAACAGGGCAAGAGGAAGGCCGAGAAGGACGAGAUGGUGGGCGCCAACUUCUUCCUGACCCUGAGCACACCACCCGCAGCCGCUCUUGACCUGCAGGAGGUGGAGAGCAAGAUAGAUGGUUUCAAGUGCUUCACCAAGAAGAUGGAUGACAGCACACUGCAGCUCAACCAUACUGCCAACGAGUUUGCACGCAAGCAGGUGACGGGCUUCAAGAAGGAGUAUCAGAAGGUGGGCCAAUCUUUCCGUGGCCUCAGCCAGGCCUUUGAGCUGGACCAGCAGGCUUUCUCAGCAGGCCUGAAUCAGGCCAUUGCCUUCACCGGAGAUGCCUAUGACGCCAUUGGCGAGCUCUUUGCCGAGCAGCCCAGGCAGGACCUGGACCCAGUCAUGGACCUGUUAGCGCUGUAUCAAGGGCACCUGGCCAACUUCCCGGAUAUCAUCCACGUUCAGAAAGGAGCUCUUACCAAAGUAAAGGAGAGUAGGCGACAUGUGGAAGAAGGGAAGAUGGAGGUCCAAAAGGCUGAUGGCAUUCAGGAUCGCUGUAACACUAUUUCUUUUGCCACUUUGGCUGAAAUUCACCACUUCCAUCAAAUUCGAGUAAGAGACUUUAAAUCACAGAUGCAGCAUUUCUUACAACAACAAAUAAUAUUUUUCCAAAAAGUGACCCAGAAGUUGGAAGAAGCUCUUCACAAAUAUGAUAGUGUUUAAUGACUGGACAUUGGAUUGUGAACUUUUUCAGUUCAAGAAUAAUUUCUGCAGCAGAAUAAAAACUGCUGUCAAAGAGCUAUUGCCAACUAUCAGUGGUGGUACAAGGAUGGUUUUGUGUUCAACUGAAAGCCAGCUGAAUAUAUAAUUAUGUAGGAAAGAAACCUUUAAUAUGGCUAUAUCAUAGAAACAGUACCACACAUUGUAACUAAAUUAUACUAUGUAUGCCUACACUACCAUUGUAACUUUUGGAAUAAUGAUUAUACUAUUUGCCUUAUUGCUUUUUUGAAGUAUGGGUAUUUUAGUGCAUACUUUGUAGACCUCAAAACCCAUGAAGGGUCUCAAAGAAGCCGGCUGGAUAAAAGCCUGCUGUGGAUGCCUUUUCACUCUCAGAUUGGGAUUACCUAAAUUCAACCUGUUCUCUGUUUACAAACUCCAACUAGAGCAGCUAUGCGACUUUGUGCCUUUAGACUCUUGGUUUUUCAUUUCGUGCCCCACCCCCACCCCCACCCAAGGGAAGCCACAACUUUUCUGAUUGAAAGAGUGAAAGGCCAGUGUACAUGAUGACAAACUGGUUAUAACCUCAUAUUGGUGGGGGUGGGGGUGGAGUGAGAGGAUCAGCUGUCAUCAGUCUGCACAGCAAGUAUUAUCUCCUGAUAAGAUGCUGGUGAACGCAGAGGAGUGAGACUCGAUGCUCAUCUCUGGAUAUGAAGUCUGUUAGGGAAGAGACGGUGCACUAUAUUCCCUUAGAUGCUACAGUAGCAUAGCCUCUUCACGCAAGUGUCCUGAAAACUGGGCGUGAGGAUUUCAGCAAACACGUCUUAUAAUGUGGAGAAGGAGGAGUCUGAUCAAUCAGGGGAGACAAGUACAGAAUCAGUGACAACACACACUUGGUUUCAGUUCCUGGGAGGGUUUUCUUUUUUUGUUGUUGUUUUUUUUUUUUGUUUGUUUGUUUUGUUUUUUAGCUUGAAGGUUUUCUUUUAAUAUUCAGUUUUUUUGUUUUUUGUUUGUUCGUUUGUUUUUAAAUGGAUCUACACUGUUAACUGAUUGAGACUCCACUGUGAUUCACUCGUUUACUUAAUCAAAAACUUUUCAGGGAUGUCUGUAAAUUUCAGUGUUAUACGUGAUAAAAGUGGUGUUGGUUGAUCUAAGGAGGGACCAGAAAUAAUUUCUACUAUUCCAAUACUGAAGGAAAAAAAUUACUGAUGUAUACUGUGCUAAAAAAAAAAAGAAAGUAUUGAUUAAAGCCCCCACCCCCAGACAUUUAACCUUAAAAACUAUUUUAAAUGUAUUUUAUUAUAAGGGAAAUACAAAUGGCUGAUAAAUACCAAAAAGAUUCAAAAGCAGCUUAAUUUAAAAAGCACAAAGAGAUUCUGGUUGGAAAUGCCAGAAUCUCAAAUGUUUUUAUAGUUGCUGAGCUAAAUAAUGUGAUUCUUGAGUUUACAGAUUUUAAAACUGUCACUGAAAGGUUAAAGUAUCUACUGUUUUUAUGAAAUCAAACUUAAUGCUGCCUCAGAAAUCCCGGUACUGAAAGGGUAACAUGGAAGUAAAGAAAUCAGUAUGAAAUAGUGGUGAGUCACAUGAUUUUUUAAAAAAGUCGGUUUGCAGAAAGGCAUAAGAAGAAAAGGUUAAUGGAAUAGUUACUCAACAGCACAUUUACUGUCUCAAAAGUAGUCUCAUAUGGGUUGGAUUUUUAAGAUCAGAUUAUCAUAAUUUUGAUCUUUGGUCAAAAUUUUGUACCUUAGAAUACUUAGAGCCAGAUUUAACAUCAUGUGGCUUUGUCUACUACAGAUAUGUGGAAAUGCCAUCAAAUACGUUGUUCUCUAAAAAGUAACUUUUUCUUGUUGAUUGAAAAAUACAGUUCUUAUAAGCAAAACCCACAUAUAAAUAUAUAUAUAAAUUAAUUUUAUUGCAGAAGUUUGGAAGUUAUAGCAUUUGAGUCUGUAUUGGACAAAUAAGCACUAUGCUUUUCAAAUGAUUUGAAAGUCACAUAUAUUUGCCUCUUUAUUUUGAUGGUGGUUUGAUUUUUUUAUUUUUAAGUAAAAUCACUAAACUUGUGCAAUGUUAGCAUGGAAGUUAUCUGAGGUAUCUUUGUAUGAUUGUGCUUUAGCCAGGGUGGACAUAGCUUAAAUUAUAAAAACUGAAGAUUAAAGUACAAAAAAGUAUAAGUUCAUGCUGCCUACUUCUAAGAGAACUUUUGUUCUUCAUAACUAGAUAACAUUAUGUCACUGAUUCAUAGGGGGUUUAAAUUAAUUCUGUGAGUUAGAAUACCAGAGUUAUUAGUGUCCAUUUUCAUCUAAGAUCUUUAUUCUCCUAACGUUCUUGGUCCUAUUGAAACAUUUCGGUAUACCAAAAUACUGCAAUGUUGAUACCCAAGAGAAAAGCCAUUAUCAUGUGUAUGCUGGUCAUCAUGAUCAGUGUGGUACAAUUUUUUAAAAUAAACUAUCAUGCCCUUCAA